This is a messenger RNA of Hirsutella rhossiliensis, 1143 nucleotides long. Its product is annotated as ATPase family associated with various cellular activities (AAA) domain-containing protein. Gene Ontology annotation, molecular function: ATP binding; DNA clamp loader activity; ATP hydrolysis activity. Bases 1 to 1143 code for a protein of 380 amino acids. The transcript has 4 exons. Gene Ontology annotation, cellular component: DNA replication factor C complex; nucleus. Lineage: Eukaryota; Fungi; Ascomycota; Sordariomycetes; Hypocreales; Ophiocordycipitaceae. The record is from RefSeq and is a predicted model, not a curated record. Gene Ontology annotation, biological process: DNA-templated DNA replication; DNA repair.
AUGGCCAGCUUCUUCGACCUCAAAGCCCGCAAGGCGGCUGCCGCUUCCGCCGGCGUCGCAGACCAGAAAAGCCAACGCCAGGCCGACGCCGGGAACCAGCCAUGGGUGGAGAAAUACCGCCCCAAGACCCUCGACGACGUCACAGCCCAAGACCACACUGUCACGGUUCUGCAGAGAACGCUACAAGCCUCCAACCUCCCGCACAUGCUCUUCUACGGCCCCCCGGGCACCGGCAAGACGUCCACCAUCCUGGCCCUCGCCAAGGAGCUCUACGGACCGGAGAUGAUCAAGGCCCGCGUCCUCGAGCUCAACGCAUCUGACGAGCGCGGCAUCUCCAUCGUCCGUGAAAAGGUCAAGGACUUUGCUCGCAUGCAGCUGACCAACCCGCCGCCCUCGUCCAAGAGCAAAUAUCCCUGCCCCCCCUUCAAGAUCAUCAUCCUCGACGAGGCCGACUCGAUGACUCAAGACGCUCAGAGCGCCCUGCGCCGCACAAUGGAGACGUAUAGCAAAAUCACCCGCUUCUGCCUCAUCUGCAACUACGUCACUCGCAUCAUUGAUCCGCUUGCCAGUCGAUGCAGCAAGUUCCGCUUCAAGAGCUUGGACCAGGGCAACACAAAGAGGAGGCUGGAGGAUAUUGCCCGGGCCGAGGGGGUCUUGCUGGAGGAUGGGGCCGUCGAGUCACUCAUCAAAAGCAGCGACGGUGACCUGCGCAAAGCCAUUACAUUUCUGCAGAGCGCCGCCCGACUUGUUGGUGCCGAAACCUCCCCCAAGGACGACGACGAGCAGAUGGAUGUCGACAAGAAGCCGGUGACGGUCAAGGUCGUCGAGGAUAUUGCUGGUACAAUACCCCAAUGGACAAUCGACAGUCUCGUUAAAGCCAUGCGCCCGCGCGGCGCCGGCGAAACCUACCAAGCUGUCGCCAAGCUUGUCGAAGAAAUGGUCGCAGAUGGCUGGAGCGCAACCCAAGUAGUCACCCAGCUGUAUCAAGCUCUGACGACGGACGAAAGCAUCCCCGAUAUCCAAAAGAACAAGAUUGUCCUCAUCUUCUCCGAGGUCGACAAGAGACUCGUGGACGGCGCCGACGAGCAUUUGUCAAUUUUGGAUUUAGCCUUGAGAAUAUCGGCCGCCAUGGCAGGAAAAUAG